AUGUCCGGAAGAUACGCAGCACAACAAAGACAACAACAACUAGAGGAGGAGGAGGACUCCACCAUAUUCUACUUCUUCAGAAAGAGUCGCCAUGGAAUUCUAGGCGUUUGUUACCACGUCUUUCGCGCCGCCGAGAUUAUAACCCUAGUUGCCAUCAUCGGCCUGGUCGGCCAAUUUAUCUCAGACAUGGACGGCAGCAGCGUCAAUCCUCCAUCUGUCCUUGUCGGCAUCCUGUCUUUGGUCUGUCUAGCAGCCCUCUACCUAGUCAUCCUAGUCAUUCUCUUUUGGGACUUUCCCCAUAAAAUAUUCUACCACUGGCCUAUUCUCAUUGAUUCAGCCAUUCUGGCCGGCUUCGUUGCCGUCGCAGUGGUUUCUGGUCGCCCGCUGGCCUACCUCAGGUGCAGCUCUAUUGGUGGCUCCAGCGGAUCCGCUUCAUCGUUUAUUUCCUCUUUGGCGAGCAAGGUUGACAAGGGUGCGGGCGAGGUCAUAUAUUCCGAUUUUAUUGCUGCGUCCCGCCAGGUGUGUAAUGAAAUGAAGGCGAUUUGGGGGUUGGUUAUUGCGGAUUGUAUCUUCUUUGCCUUGACAGUCAUAAUUGGCAUCUUCCUCUUUUUUAUGACUCGGUCGGAGCGCGCUCAAAAGGGCCAAAAGGGACAAGAGGACCAAGAGGGACAACCCGCAUGA
This is a messenger RNA of Talaromyces atroroseus, 681 nucleotides long. RefSeq lists its product as hypothetical. The coding region runs from base 1 to 681 and encodes 226 amino acids. The transcript is spliced from 3 exons. NCBI's taxonomy places the organism in Eukaryota, Fungi, Ascomycota, Eurotiomycetes, Eurotiales, Trichocomaceae. The record is from RefSeq and is a predicted model, not a curated record.